This is a messenger RNA of Mesorhabditis spiculigera, 1335 nucleotides long. The record is from the annotation of a GenBank genome assembly. NCBI's taxonomy places the organism in Eukaryota, Metazoa, Nematoda, Chromadorea, Rhabditida, Rhabditidae.
AUGGACAUAGCCAGUCUCGUCGACCCGCUCGCCGAGCCAUGCGCCGUUUGCGGGGACAAAUCCACCGGAACCCACUACGGGGUCGUAUCGUGCAACGGAUGCAAGGGCUUCUUCCGCCGCACCAUCCUUCGCAACCAAAAGUUUACGUGCCGUUUCAACAAGAAAUGCGUGAUUGACAAGAAUUUUCGAUGCGCAUGCAGAUACUGCCGCUUCCAGAAAUGUGUCCAGGUCGGCAUGCGGCGUGAAGCCAUUCAAUUCGAGCGCGACUCGAUCGGAUCACCGAAGAAGCCAAGGCCCAACACCCCGCCGCAAAACCUCCUCCAUGCCAAUAAUAUUGCAAAUGAGAAUAGUCAGGUGAUGAAAGACGUCAUCGACCAGUUGAUGGACAUGGAACAACGGGUGAAUAUGGAGAUGUGCGCACGGUACAAGGAUUCGACACUGGUCCAAGACGUCGCCGCCGCCACAGAAGCCGCCUCAAAUGGCCAAAGCGCCGAUAAGGAAGCAAACCAGCGCACAUCCGCCGAACUGAACGAGAUCAGCCGGACGACCCUGUUGCUGAUGGUGGACUGGGCCAAGAACCUGGCCCCGUUCCCGGAUUUGAGCAUGGACGAUAAGGUCAUUCUGCUCAAAAACUACGCUCCACAGCACCUCAUAUUGAUGCCGGCGUUCAGGAGCCCCGACACGACUCGCGUGUGCCUGUUCAACAACACCUACAUGUCGGGCCGUGACGGUGCCACGCCGCAGGAUUUGGGCGGAUUUGCCGCCUUCAAAACCAGCAACAUCACCCCCAGGGUACUCGACGAGAUCGUGUGGCCGAUGCGUCAGUUGAACAUGAGGGAGCAGGAAUUUGUAUGCCUUAAAGCGCUCGCAUUCCUCCAUCCUGAGGCAAAGGGUCUCUCCGCACAAACUCAAACGAUGAUCCGCGACGCCCGGAAUCGCGUCCUGAAGGCUCUCUAUCAGUUCAUCCUCGAGAAUUUCCCCGAAGAAGCCCCGACUAGAUACGGAAAUAUCCUGCUGCUCGCCCCGGCGCUGAAAGCCCUCACGCAGCUCCUCAUCGAGAACAUGACCCUGACAAAGUUCUUCGGGCUGGCCGAGGUGGACUCGUUGCUCUCGGAGUUCAUCCUCGACGACAUCAACGAUCACAACAGCACCCCCGCCAAUCUGCAGGCCACGCUUGAGGGGCUCCUCCCACCGUCUGUGCUCAGCUCGAGCUCAUCCACGGUUGCCCCCUCAUCUUCAUCAAGUGCGAUGGCGGCCGUCAUCGGGGAGGCCAGCUCUUCUGGCAUCCAGCAAUACAACGUCCAGCCCAACGGCAUGCCAUAUCUAGGACCCCAC